CCAUCCUCUCCACCUUCCCCGCACUGCCUUGCACGGCGGAGGCAUGGCGAGCUGUUCCUACCGUCUCGGCUCCGGCUCCGGGGUCAGGAACUUCAGCUCCUGCUCUGUGGUCGUGUCCAAGCCCUCGGCCCGUAGCUUCACGGGUGUCCUGGCCUCCCGCGGGGGCAGUCCUGGAGGUCCCAGCUACAGGCGCCUGGGGGGUUUCGGCAGCCGGAGCCUGUGUGCUAUGGGGUCCCCGAGGACAGCAGUGAGCUGUGGAUGGCCCCUGCGCAGCGGGAGCAGCUUCGGCUACCGGGUGGGGGGCCUCUUCGGACCCAGCCUGCCCUGCAUCACCAGCGUGUCUGUCAACGAGAGCCUCCUCACACCCCUCAACCUGGAGAUCGACCCCAAUGCGCAGUGUGUGAAGCACGAGGAGAAGGAGCAGAUCAAGAAUCUUAACAACAAGUUCGCUGCCUUCAUCGACAAGGUGCGCUUCCUGGAGCAGCAGAACAAGCUGCUGGAGACCAAGUGGCAGUUCUACCAGGACCGCAAGUGCUGCGAGAGCAACCUGGAGCCCCUGUUCGAGGGCUACAUUGAGACACUGAGGCGGGAGGCUGAGUGCGUGGAGGCUGACAGCGGGAGGCUGGCCUCGGAGCUCAACCACGUGCAGGCGGUGAUGGAGGGCUACAAGAAGAAGUAUGAAGAGGAGGUGGCUCUCAGGACCACAGCCGAGAAUGAGUUUGUGGUGCUGAAGAAGGACAUAGACUGUGCCUACCUGCGUAAGGCUGACCUGGAGGCCAACGUGGAGGCGCUGAGAGAGGAAAUGGGCUUCUUUCAGGCCCUCUAUGAGGAGGAAAUCUACCUUCUUCAGUCACAAAUCUCGGACACCUCAGUGGUGGUCAAGAUGGACAACAGCCGGGAGCUCAACAUGGACUCGGUUGUGGCCGAGAUCAAGGCUCAGUAUGACGAUGUUGCCAGCCGCAGCCGGGCCGAGGCUGAGUCCUGGUACCAAACCAAGUGUGAGGAGAUGAAAGCCACCGUGAGCCAGCAGGGCGAGAACCUCCGCAGAACCAAGGAUGAGCUCAACGAGCUGAAUCGCCUGAUGCAGAGGCUCACAGCGGAGGUGGAAAAUGCCAAGCAGCAGCGCUGCAAGCUUGAGGGCUCUGUGGUGGAGGCGGAGCGGCAGGGAGAGGCGGCCCUCAGGGACGCCAAGUGCAAGCUGGUAGGGCUGGAGGAGGCCCUUCAGAAGGCCAAGCAGGACAUGGCCUGCCUGCUCAAGGAGUACCAGGAAGUGAUGAACUCCAAGCUGGGCCUGGACGUGGAGAUCGCCACUUACCGCAAGCUGCUGGAGGGCGAGGAGAGCCGUUUGUGUGAAGGCGUGGGCUCCGUCAAUAUCUGUGUGAGCCGUUCCCAGGGUGGCAUGGUCUGUGGGGACCUCAGUGCCACUGUCCCUCGUGGUCCCACCAGCAGUGCCCUCCUCUGCUCCCCUUCCGUAGUGGGGACCUGUUCCAGUGUCAGAUCGGUGCGGUUUGCGUAACAGGCGUGGGUCUGUUGGGCGUAGGGGUGGGGACAGGAGGGAAAAUCUUUGCUCUCUCAGAUCCUAGUGUCAGUGUAGGAGUUUUCCCUGGCUGCAAACCCAGACUAACUCUCCAGUUUCCUCCUUACUGCGGUUAUGACUUACCCUUCAAGGGCAAACCCUGGGGAUGGCAGGACUGCCACCUCCAUUGAGUGUCUCUUGCCGGUGGUCCACCUUUUUGAUAGAAGCUGCUCUGCCACUUUCUUCCCCAACUAGCUUCAGAUUAGCAGACAUUUACUAAACACUGAUGCCAGGCCCUCUGGGAAAGGAGCUGGGUCAGGGAAUGGGGAUGGGUGGGCAACCUCUGCUUUGCCCUCAGAUAUGGGGUGGGGGGGUGUCACCUCAGCACUUGAGGGCGCAGUGGGGGAAUGGACCAGGGAUCCAGGAGGCCCCUCACUGAUCUGAGAGACUGUGCAUUCCCCGACUGUCCCCAGCUCUUCAUAUGUCCAGAUGGAAAGGCUGACUGAAGCUAAUGGCUGAGGUGCUUAUGGUGGGUGGUUGGGUUUUGUUUUGUUUUGUUUUUGUUUUUGUUUUGUUUUGUUUUGUAUUUGGAUGAUUCCUGUUAUGGCUCCUUUUCUCUUUGGGUGUGUGUGAUUAAAUAUUGAUGACAAAAGUUUUCUCUAGUAAACAAAUGAAUGCCUGCCUCCUCUGUGGUUUUCCCCAGCCCCCACCCCCCACCCUUCCCCAAGCCCUGACCGUCACAACACUUCUGCAAGUGUGGUUCCAUGGAUCUCCACCAAAUCAGGGUCCCCAGAGAUGGGAGGUGGAGGGGACUUCUUAAAUAGGUAGAUCCUGGACUCCAUCCAGAACUACUGAAGCAGAAGUUCCAGGGAUGAGCCCAGGAAUCUGAGUUUAAACAAGCUCCCGUGUGAUUCCUAGAGGAACUAAAGCUGAGAACCAUUGGCUUAUGUGGGCAGGGGGAAUAGGAGGGUCAGGUAAUUCUGACCGUGGAACUGACUUCCUCUCUGACUCUCACAGGAUCA
Lutra lutra (Eurasian river otter) is the source of this 2538-nucleotide messenger RNA. Its product is annotated as keratin, type II cuticular Hb5-like. Gene Ontology annotation, molecular function: structural constituent of skin epidermis. The record is from RefSeq and is a predicted model, not a curated record. The transcript has 9 exons. Gene Ontology annotation, cellular component: keratin filament. Gene Ontology annotation, biological process: intermediate filament organization; keratinization. NCBI's taxonomy places the organism in Eukaryota, Metazoa, Chordata, Mammalia, Carnivora, Mustelidae. The coding region runs from base 44 to 1516 and encodes 490 amino acids.